GAUUACCAAGAGAUCAUGUAUGUAAGUAUUUGCAUCACUUUUAUGGCUUGCAGGUAGAGUUUACUAAUUUUAAAUGGAUGAAGCAUUGUCCUCAAGAGUUUCAGUCUUGUUCUUCCUCCUCUCCCACCUCCACUUAAAAAAGAAAAAAAAAAUUAGUCCUCUUGGACAUUUUCCCAUUAGUUUCCAUUUUCCCCUGAUACAGAAAACUUUGCAUUACUUCAUUGAUUACAGCUGCGAUCUUGGGAAAAAUGAAAACGCAGAAUAGCUAAUCGGUUGCAACAACUUCAGAGACAGGAAAGAAGGAAUUAAUUUAGAAAAACACCUUGUACCGAAGUUAAUCGGAGUUAAACCGAGUGUUCUCAAGACACUCUUAGAGAGCAGCCACUGACAUACUUGGUGCUUUCCCUAGUCAGAAAUUAGCUACAGAAGUACAGUUCAUCUUUUAUACCAAAAUUGCUGUAAUAACUUCUCUAGGUUACAACACCAUUUCUACUUUUGCAGCAUCUAAACUGUAGUAUUUGCUGCAUGCGUGCUGUAACUGUCAAAAAGAUUUUGUAAUCCUUUACUCGUUUUGAUAUUUAUCACUUUCUGUCACCCAAACCACAAAGCUUUCCAAUACAGACAGUAUAAACUGUAUGUUAAGAAGCAGAUUCUCAAGUACUUUCUUAGACUUCCUUUUCUAGGACUUGAGAAACUCCAGUAACUUCAAUAUCCCACAAGAUAAUUGGUGGAAAGAUCUUUUCUCAAGUAGUAACCGUAACAAAGCAGCUAAAUACAAACCAACCUUAAAAAAUGGCCACUAUUCCAAAAGAUACUUUAAAAAAAAAAAGGAAGAGAAAUAUACAUAUGAAAUCAACCAUUUCAUACAUAGUCAGAAACUGGCUUGUAUGUUUCUAUCUGAACUACAUUUUUAAGAUUUACUCUGAGGCUUUGUAUAGGCAACAUAAUUUCAGUAGACAGUUGGAUUUCAUCUUAACUCACAGAAAACUUCAUACCUAGUUUCUGGCUGUGGAAUUAUAGUGGCAUGUGGUAUCAGAACUAUGUCCAGACUGUGUUUCAGAGAACAGAGUAAUUUGCCAAAACUGUCUGUUUGCAGAGGAAUGCCUUACCUUGUAUCACUUCCCCCUCACAAAAAUAAGGAAACUUCAAGGAGAGAGCCCUUCAGUGUUUUACUGAAAUGUCAGCAUUUUGUUGAGAUAAGCCUCUUGAAUAAAAUUGCAUAGACAAUAUUGUAAACAUUUUCUGUACAAACUGUAAAAAAAAAAUUUAGAUCAUUUUGUAAUAUAUACAAUAUGUUUCAGCCCCCACAGAGAAGGUCCUCGCUGCAUUUUAUAAAUGGAAAACUAUUAAAAGUGAGCUAAGUAGAGAGUUCUGUCAGAAAAGCUAAAACUGUGUUUACUUUUGCUAGAUGCUUCUAAGUUGGGUCUUAAGAAAAAGAAAAGAAAAAGAAAGCGAAAUUGAGGAGAUACUUGAGCGAUUGCAUCAGAAACCAACACAAAAUGCAAAACAAACUCUCUUCUCACAAACACCACAUGAAUAGAAUGACAGAUGCAUUCAUCAGAAAGAAAUUGACGAACAGGAUGUUUGUCCCAUUUGUCAGGAGGAGUUACUAAAGAAAAUGCUUCCCAUCACUUAUUGCAGAUACAGCUGUGGUAACAAUGUACACAUAAAAUGCAUGAAAAUUUGGGCUGACCACCAAGAUGAAACUGAGAAAGAUUCUGUAGCGAAGUGCCCACUCUGCAGGGAAAAAUUUGCACCUCUAGAGCUCAUUCUAGAAGAAUUUAGAAACUCUAAUCAGCUUGUGACUGCAACAGAGAAAGCAAGACUGGAUAGGCACCUCGGAAUCCCUUGCAAUAACUGCAGAGUAUUUCCAAUUGUGGGCAAGUGCUACAAGACUACUUGUACCCCAAAGAACAUUGUGAAGUCUUUACCUUUUAUUUUAGUUAGCAAACAUAGUAAUUUACUUGCCCCAGGUAUUCAAUGUAGACUCUGUUUGAACAGCUUUAAUCUUGGUCAGUAUGUAAGACUCCUACCAUGUAAUCACAAGUUUCACAGGGAAUGUAUUGACAGUUGGCUACUAUACCGAAAAAACAAUCCUAUUGAUGAAUAUGUUGUAUACAAUCCUCUGACUUGGAAGGAUACACCAGCCAAACAGGAAAACUUCCCAACAGGUUCUCAUACAAGUGUUAGAGAACUUGUAAAACAAAGGAAACCGGAAAUGUGUCUCUCUGGAAGUCAAUUUUAUCUCAAGCAAGUAUCAUCUGAAUAUACGUCAGCAAGUUCUCAAAGUAGCUUCAAAAAACUUCCUAAUAACAGCGUGCCAGAGAUUCAAAAGGAUUUAAGAAGUUUUAGCGACCUCCAUCUAGGUGAUUCUGAUCAUAACAGCAGCAGAACUCUAUGCAAUUUUUCUAGGCACGGUAAGGAUAUUUCUCUAAGCUCUUGUGAGGCAGCAUUUUCUGCAAAGUCCAGCACCAUUAGGAAGGCUGACAUUCAUAAUGCUUUCAUAAUCCCACAUCGGUUUGAGUGCAGCAAAACAAGCAAAGCAUUUCCUAUUAGAAAAGAUGACUGUGAUAAUUCCACAAAUGAAAGAUACCCCAGGGAGCUGAAUUUGGAAAUCAAUUUGUGUGCAACAAGCCAUUCUUCAGAAAAAGGCAGUAAAGAUAUGGGAAACACCAGCCACCAACAGAGGCUCCUAACAAGGCGACUGCCUAAAGAUAAUCAUCUUAACUUUAAACAAACAAAAACAGAUUUAUUAUUGGAAGGAAUUCCACUGCAUGCCAGCUCACGAUUUUCUUGUUUUAAAUAACACAGCUAUAUUUUUACUUCUAUAAUCCAUACACAGGAUUUGUUAGAGACCAAGAUACGAGUUAAUAAGUGAAUAAUCCCAUGGCAUGAACUGUAGAUACUACAAAAACUAACUCACUGCUGUUCAGUACUGCAAGAAACUCACCUCAAACACAGGAACUCAUCUGGCUGGUGUAGACAUGUUUCAGAAAAUAGCUACAUACUUGUACAAUUGUCACCGUUUCUUAUUGGCAAGUUUUUAAACUUCAAUAAGUAAAUUACUCAAAAGAAAUGUAAAAUGCAGAGAGCUUUUAUAUUCUUAAAGACCAAUUAGAUCAAACUUCUUAUUUAGAGGUGUAAUAAAUGAAGCCAGACUGAUUUUAACAUUAUUGCUGAAAGAGUCAUAUCAAAUCUGCUGUUUUCAGUGUGCAAUAAUAAAAGCACGAUAGACAAGAACCUAUUUAUAGUGUCAGGUACAUUCUGUAAGAUCUGCUAUCGCUUACUGGUAAUUAAUUCCUCAAAAGAGGAGCUAAGCCUUGAAAUAGCAUACAUGAACCACAGCUAUUUUCAACUGUGUAUAGAUGGCCAAGCCAAAGAACUACCAAGUGUAACAAUUAUUUCCCAAAUGGCAAAAUAAUAAAUUUUAAUUUUAGUAAUUUCAGUUUUCUUUAAGGUCUAGGUUCCCAAUAAGCAUAAUGAAAAUUUACAUAUAUUGCAGGUAUUCAGGUUUAAAUAUAAACGCGUAUGGAAUAAGAAAUACUAAGUUUAAGUUAAUUACAGCUAACUUUUUUUUGGAAGCUUGUCCAGAUUUGAGAUUUGACUUUUUCUAAUUAUAUUUCCUUGUUCUUAAUAGAAAUCAAAACCAAUAGCAACUUAUUUAGAACAAACUUCAGUAUCAUCUACUCACACAGACUUUAAUUGAUAUUUAAAUGAGUAGUCUGUACAGUUUGAGUUCUGUGUGUUUUUGG
Molecule: messenger RNA, 3752 nt
Organism: Cygnus olor (mute swan)
Lineage: Eukaryota; Metazoa; Chordata; Aves; Anseriformes; Anatidae
Gene: ZSWIM2
Product: zinc finger SWIM-type containing 2
Molecular function (GO): ubiquitin protein ligase activity
Source: RefSeq, a predicted model, not a curated record